GCACACAUUGGAUAUAUGUAGAUGACUUCUCACCUACAUUUUAUCGCGUGUGCAUCUUGUUUUUAGGGAAUAAAAGUAAAAACCGAACUACAUCGUUCCAGUAUCUUACACCGAAAGCUUUAGCGUGACAUUACAGCAUUUCAGUAUAAUGGCGUCUUUGCGAAACAUUGAAAGUGUUGUACUCUUGGUGGUCAUCUUUGAGGUAUGCAGGGGACUAGGUCAAGAUCCCAUGGUAACGGUAGGUCAAGGAACCCUGGUCGGGAAAACGGUGACUUUCCAGGAGAAUAAAUUCAUCAAUAUUUCGAAACAAAUCGAUUUGUUUCUGGGUGUUCCGUUUGCUGAACCUCCUCGUCGCUUCGAGCCCCCUCGUCCGAAGGAACCUUGGUCAGAUAUAUGGAAUGCCACGUCCUUUGAAUCAUCGUGUUUCCAGAAUGUCCAUCCAAUUAACGCACCACCCAGUGAGGACUGUCUUUACCUAAAUGUAUAUGCUCCAAAUCCGACGCCUACCAAUGCUGCCGUGAUGGUAUGGAUACACGGGGGAUCAUUUAAUGAUGGCUCAGCGAUGUCGUAUGAUUACUAUGGGGUGCCUAUGGCGGCGGUCGGUGACGUAAUUGUCGUCACUAUAAACUACCGAGUGAACAUAUUUUCAAGAUUUUCAACAGGAGACGAGGCAGCAAGGGGUAAUUACGGGAUGUUAGAUCAAGUUGCUGCUUUACAAUGGGUACAAGACAAUAUCCGUGCUUUUGGCGGCGAUGAAAACAAGGUGACUAUUUUCGGAGAGAGUGCCGGUGCAGCAAGUGUUAACUUUCAUAUGCUGUCACCACUGAGCAAAGGUCUAUUUCACCAAGCUAUUAUGCAGAGUGGUAAUGGGGUGGCACCGUGGUCCUUUGAGCAACACCCAGAGAAUGACCGGCAAAAGGCUGAAAGGCUCGGUGAUGCAAUGGGGUGUGAUGACGUCUCCGAUUCGUCUCUGCUAGUCGAGUGCCUACGGACCAAAGACGCCAAUGAAUUGAUGACUGCAGCAGCGAGGGUAUACGGCGGCUAUCAAGUCACACUGGAUGGCGUAUUUAUGGAAGAUACACCGCUUAACCUCUACGGUAAAGGCGAAUUCGCUCAUGUACCCGUCCUGGCAGGCUUCAAUGAGGACGAAGGCACAUUCGUGGUCGUUUUCUCUCCUCCUACUUUCCAUGGAACCCCCAACCCACCUCCCCUACCUCGGAUCCUCUUAAACACUCUGGUGGCCGAUAGCGUUUCUGUGUAUGAUGGAGAUGACGACAUUUUAGAAGACGCCGUGUUUCAAGAGUAUGUCGACUGGACGACGGAUGAUCAGGACGCUGUGAACUAUUAUAGGCCGGUUAUCGAUGUUAUUAGCGACAGUUUCUUUCGAUGUCCGACGGAUGUUGUCGUACGGAAGCAUGUGGAGGCUGGGGAUGCGGUCUUCAAGUAUUUCAUGACGCAUGGCCCAUCAGCUACGAGCUACUUCGAAAUAGGAGAAAUAAUACCAUUCACACCUUGGUUGGAUGCGGGCCAUGCCGAAGAUCUAAUUUUCGUCUUCGGAAUGCCAUUCAUCGAACAACUUGCUGGCAUCCAUGGUCACAAUUUGACUGACGCCGAGAAAGCUAUGUCGGUCCAGGUCAUGCGAUAUUGGACUAACUUUGCUAAAUCUGGAAACCCGAAUUCACCCAGUACAGUAGGGAACUUCGACAGUUGGCCCGAGUACACCAUACCCGAAUUGCGCCAUAAAGAACUCUCCCCAGAGUUUAAAGAUGGUAGAGCAGCACUGGCAAGACAAUGCCACCUGUGGAAUGAGCAUCUAUACGCCCUUGCUGCAUCAACUGGUAAUCUAGAUGAAGAUCAAAAGGAAUGGAAGGAAAGUUACACUUCCUGGCAGAACGACAUGAUACUGUGGAGGACCGAAUUUGAGGAGUAUCAGGAGAAUACACCAUGCAAUGAAUAAUUAGUAUAAUAAUUAUAUUUGUAACAAUAUGAAUUCAUUCAAUUAUGAUAACGACAAGUCACACGGUCCCUUAACAAGGAAGGAUCUUCAUAACAAAUGAGUAAAUAUUCGAAAUGGAGGAUAUGAGUUGGAUGACGAUGGAGAUGGAGAUGAUGAUGAUGAU
Molecule: messenger RNA, 2120 nt
Organism: Strongylocentrotus purpuratus (purple sea urchin)
Lineage: Eukaryota; Metazoa; Echinodermata; Echinoidea; Camarodonta; Strongylocentrotidae
Product: cholinesterase 1
Exons: 10
Coding region: 149-1957 (602 amino acids)
Source: RefSeq, a predicted model, not a curated record